AUGACUCUAGUGUGUGUAUCUGUUAAAACAGGAAGCAUCACCAAGACCAGUCGAACAAACAUUGCUAGUCCUGCUCUGCGGCUAUACAAAGUCAAAACCACGCGAGACGACACAGCAAUGUACUUGAAGCCAAGUCUAGGGGCCAAGCAGGCAGAGUGGGUUGCGCUGACACCUGGAAACUGGAAGCACUAUAUAGAUAUUGCAAGAGGUCAUCACCAGAAGUGCAGGACAAACAAAGGCCCUUUUGUUGUAAAGCUGUUUGUAUUUGCUGCAAAAGAGACAACUACUCAGGCUGCAGGAAUACGAAGGCCACCAGUGUCAAGAAUCCAAGACGCUGCCCGUACAGCCCCAUCCGUACCAGAUAAUGCAACUUUUCGCCAGAUGCAGCAUCUUGACUCAAUGCGACCUUUGCCAACGCCUACAAGAACCGAGAGCAACCUGCAAACGAUCACUGUACAGCUGAAUGGCUCGUCAGAUCUACAGCUUUCGUUUAACGUGCGUGAACUACGAACCAUUCUUGGCUUACCGAAUCACAACCUACUAGCUGAAGGGGUAUUCUCCUCAUUCGACGUCCCAGCUGAACCGACGGAAGAUAUGGUCGACGAAGACCUAUUAUAG
Molecule: messenger RNA, 618 nt
Organism: Phytophthora infestans T30-4
Lineage: Eukaryota; Oomycota; Peronosporomycetes; Peronosporales; Peronosporaceae
Exons: 3
Coding region: 1-618 (205 amino acids)
Source: RefSeq, a predicted model, not a curated record